AUGUUUCCUCACGCAAAAGUCCAAACCGAGCACUACGACGUCAUAGUUGUUGGGGGAGGCAAUGCCGCUUUGGCAGCAGCUUUGUCCGCUCACGAACAAGGCGCCAAUGUCUUGGUUCUUGAAGCUUCUCCAAAAGAAGAAAGAGGAGGCAACAGUAGUUUCGCAGGCACAGUCUUCAGAGUCCCUUAUAACGGCCUUAACGAUGUUAAAGAAUUGCUCGGCGAAGCAGCUCUGCCCGAUGCAGAUCUGGUCAACAUCGACGCAUACACCACGGAGAAGUACAAGAAGGACUUUGCGGCUGUCAGUCAUGGACGGAACGAUCCUGCCAUGACACAAGUGCUCCUCGAAAAUGCGUUCGAUGCAGUUCACUGGAUGAAAAAGAAGGGAGUUGAGUGGGAUCUGGCACUGCGGAAGUAUUAUGGUGUGGAUAACCUCAAACCUGGCGAGAAAGUCAGCAUGGAGUCUGGCGGAGUUCUCAUGGCUAAGGGGGGCGGUUACGACAGCCCAGCUCAAGAGUUGAUUGCAUCGGGAGACACAGUGCUGGGAGUGAGAAUCAGGCACAGAGACCAAUGGCUUGACAUCUAUGGAAACGUUGUCCUGGCAUCUGGAGGCUUCUCCGCGAAUCCAGCCAUGCGCCGACAGUAUCUUGGAGAAAGCUGGGAUCUGGUGCUGGUACGUGGAUCUCGUUUCAAUACCGGCACCAUGCUUCGUCGUGCGAUUGAUGCGGGUGCCGCACCAGUGGGUCAUUGGGGCGCCGCUCAUGCAUCGCCACAAGAUAUUAACGGACCACUUGUCGGCGACAUCAACGUAUCGCCCAUGAUGCCUCGCUACGCAUACCAAUUCGGUAUCACAGUCAAUGUGAACGGGGCGCGCUUCUUCGAUGAAGGCGAGGACUUCUUCGGUCGGACGUAUGCGAAGACUGGCAAGAAGAUCGCAGACCAGCCAGAAGCAAAAGCUUUCCAAUUGUAUGAUCAACGGGCGAUCAAGCUUGGACUUUUACCCAAGCGCUAUCAAACUGCAACUCCUAUCCAUGGCAACACGAUCAAGGAGCUGGCCACUGCAAUCGGUGUCAAUCCUGAUGAUCUGCAGAAGACGGUCGAUCAGUUCAACGCCACUUGUCCAAGUGACAAAGGAUACGACCCAUACCAGCUGGACGGACACGCGACAGACGCAACUGUCUCCCCACCAAAGUCAAAUUGGGCUGCGCCGCUUUCGCAGGGCCCCUUCGUUGCGUACGCCGUGACAUGCGGCAUCACUUUCACGUACGGAGGCAUUGCAACCGAUACCUCUGCACGCGUGUUGAACAACGAGGGACGCUUCAUGCCGGGGUUAUGGGCGAUUGGAGAGAUUGCAGGUGGUCUUUUCUAUCACAACUACCCUGGCGGUGCCGGUCUGACGAAGGGUACUGUGUUUGGUCGCAUUGCUGGACGCGAGGCAGCACCUUCAGAGGGUGAAGUGCAGCUGGCUUAG
Zasmidium cellare ATCC 36951 is the source of this 1470-nucleotide messenger RNA. RefSeq lists its product as uncharacterized. The coding region runs from base 1 to 1470 and encodes 489 amino acids. The record is from RefSeq and is a predicted model, not a curated record. The transcript is spliced from 3 exons. NCBI's taxonomy places the organism in Eukaryota, Fungi, Ascomycota, Dothideomycetes, Mycosphaerellales, Mycosphaerellaceae.